GGAGGUGCAAUGAGUCAUCCAACUCCCCACUACCAGCGCCGUCCAGUCUCAGUUCUCAACUCUCAAGAACAGCACGUAUCCUAUACUCCUGCCUUCUCUUCGCCGGGGAAAUUCGUCAAUAUUUCUUUCACGGAUUAUUAUGUUGUACUACGAUGCUGUCAAUGAUACUGGUGGCUGCGGUGGUGGCUCAAGGAGCGCGGGGGAGCGGGGAUUGGCCGGCCGAGAUGUUCCCCUCAGACGCUUCCCCCGACGACGCCGUAUACUUCCCAGAAGCUGAUGGGUGCAGGUUCGUCAUCUGCAAGGUGAAUCAGUUCUUUGUCUACGGCAAGAACUGCACUCGAGUGCCCGAGUACCCUGGAGAGCCAGCCACUUCGUUGACCAUCAUCGUCACCAACAUCGGCGCCAUCCGGGAAGAGGCCUUCAAAUCGUGGGGUCACCUUCUCUCCUUAUCCAUCAACAUGAACUCUGGCCUCAACAAAAUCGAAGGAGGGGCUUUCAAACCCCUCGCCUCACUCACGAAUUUGACUAUCAGUAAUAACUAUAACCUCAAAACCUUACCCUCAGAUGUUUUCUCAGGGCUCAACAGUCUACAGGAGUUGAGGCUAAUUAAGAAUAACAUCAAGUCAAUUUUCUCGAUCACACUCGCUUCGAGACCUUUUUUACUACCGAGUCUUAAAUACUUAGAUCUUUCAGACAAUCCCUUCCAAGCCAUAACUAGAGAAGAUUUUGCAGAGAUGGAAGGUUCGGGACUGGACACCCUAACAUUGAGCCUCUGCGGUUUGUAUUCAAUAGAACCUAACUCAUUUUCAUGGUUUACAGAAUUGAAAGUCCUCAACUUGGAUAAUAACAAACUGUCUACCGAAACCCUUUCAAAGCUAGUCAUCAAUUUGAAUAGAACAGCUCCUCUUCUGCGACACCUUGGUAUAGGUUCGAAUUUCCUCAACAAAAACCCUUACGAAUUUCUCAGUUUAGUCGCUCAAACGAAUAUUUCAUCGAUAGAUCUCAAAGAAAACCAUUUCGAGUUUGUCAUCCCGAGUUCUUUGGAAGAUAGUCCGUUCCCUUUAAUGCCUAACAUCAGGGAACUGGACUUGAGUGCAGUUUCAGGUUAUGAACUGCAACCAGGAACGUUUAGCCCAGCUUUGCCAAAUUUGGAGCGACUAAUCUUCUCUAAAAACAGACUCCCUGGUCUUUUACCAGGUUUGCGCUUGAGCAGUCUUGUGGAACUAGACCUCUCCGAUAACGUUUGUGAAAAUUGCCUAGUCAUGCCUCACUUCGAAAUUGAAGACAAUUCAUUGGCCGCUAUGAUCUCAUUAGAACACCUUACCCUAUCUAACAAUUACCUGUUCCAUGUUUCCAGAUACAUGUUAACUGGGCUCUAUUCUCUUCGGAAUCUAUACAUGUCUAAUUGCAGCAUAUUUCAUAUUCUCGAAUAUUCUUUCGAAAAUUUGACAAGCCUCGAGUACUUGGACCUCAGCCACAACAAGUUCGCAAAAAAGGACGCACUACCGGCCGCCGCUUUCUACGGACUAACCAAUCUCACAUCGUUACGCCUCGACAGUUGUGACAUUUCUAGUUUCUUUGAACCCGAAAUAUUCAAGUUUCUUCCUAAUCUCGAAUACUUGACUCUGAAAGACAACAAAUUAGCGAAACUAGUUCCCAUUCAGUUCACUGUACUUCCCAAUUUGGAGAUUUUGGACGUGUCAAACAAUGGACUUCUACCUUGGAACGAAAGGCUCUUUUCGGAGAACUACAAGCUUCGAGAAAUACUAAUGAACUCAAAUCACAUAUACAAAUUCACUAACGAAAUGAUCGAAGAUGUUGCUGGUUUAGAAGUGUUGAAACUAAGGAGCAAUCCGUUUUCUUGCACUUGCACUCUAGUCCGUGCUUUUCAAGAUUCAGGUGUUGAUUACUUGAAGAAGAGCUAUGGAAUAAAUGAUCCGGCCGUUAAAUGUUAUUUACCAAAGCAAUGGAUAGAGCAAAGAGUAACCGAUUUCCUUGCACUCAAUUCUGACAGCUACGAGUGCCUUCCAUGGGCCCUCAUAGGAGCAGCGAUGGGUGUAUUCUUCUUGGUAACGCUGAUUGUUUGCAUGGUUGCUGCGUACUAUCUCCGGUGGUACAUCAGGUACUGGGUGUUCCUCCUUCGACAGAAAUGGCGAUCCAACUUCCCGGGGAAGAAGUUAUCAUCCACUAGAGGCAAGUACAAAUACGACGCUUUCGUCUCUUACUGUAACGAGGACAGAAAUUUCGUUAUUCGUCUAGUAGCCAUGUUGGAGAACUACGACCCGUAUUACCGCCUUUGCGUUUUCGAGAGGGACUUCAAAGCCGGUGAUAUCAUAUCCCAAAGCGUCGUGGACUGCCUCUCAUCUUCUAGGAAGAGUAUUUUGAUCUUGACGGACGCCUUCGCUCGCUCACAGUGGUGCCAGUGGGAGCUACAAAUGGCUCACCACAAGAGGAUCUUCUUCAAACAGGAGGGACAUGAGGAUUCUUUGAUCCUGGUUAAGCUCGGCGAUGUAAUGGAGGCUCAUAUGACCCCCACGUUACGCUACCUCAUGAAGACGAGGGUGUAUCUUCAGUGGCAUUCGGAUCCUAAAAGGCAAAGGAUUUUCUGGCAGAAACUACGUGAUGCCCUGAGGCCUUCUCUUUCUGACAUUAUUUCAGUUUAGUUCUAAUCUCUUAUUUU
Nezara viridula (southern green stink bug) is the source of this 2680-nucleotide messenger RNA. NCBI's taxonomy places the organism in Eukaryota, Metazoa, Arthropoda, Insecta, Hemiptera, Pentatomidae. The record is from the annotation of a GenBank genome assembly.